GAAACAGGAAGCGGAAGCCUCGGAGUGGGCUCCUGCGUGCAAGAGGCGUUCGGCGGAGGAGGAGGAGAAGGCUCUUUGAAACGAAGGGAGCAGAGGCUGUUUCUCCGGAGCCGCCAUGGCGGACGUCACCGCCCGGAGCCUCCAAUACGAAUACAAGGCGAACUCGAACCUCGUACUCCAAGCCGAUCGCUCCUUGAUUGACAGGACUCGCCGCGAUGAGCCCACGGGGGAGGUCCUGUCGCUGGUUGGGAAACUGGAAGGCACCCGGAUGGGCGACAAGGCCCAGAGGACCAAGCCCCAAAUGCAGGAGGAGAGAAGAGCAAAGAGGCGGAAACGUGAUGAGGACCGACAUGACAUUAACAAGAUGAAGGGCUACACUCUGCUUUCUGAGGGCAUUGAUGAGAUGGUGGGGAUUAUCUACAAACCCAAAACCAAGGAGACCCGGGAAACCUAUGAAGUUUUGCUGAGCUUCAUUCAGGCAGCUCUUGGGGAUCAGCCCCGAGACAUUCUCUGUGGAGCUGCUGAUGAGGUUCUGGCUGUUUUGAAGAAUGAGAAGCUACGCGACAAGGAGCGUCGGAAGGAGAUCGACCUCCUGCUGGGACAGACAGAUGACACUCGUUACCAUGUGCUGGUGAACCUGGGCAAGAAGAUCACAGACUAUGGUGGGGACAAGGAGAUCCAGAACAUGGAUGACAACAUUGAUGAGACCUAUGGGGUAAAUGUGCAGUUUGAGUCUGAUGAAGAGGAAGGGGAUGAAGAUGUUUAUGGUGAAGUCCGAGAUGAGGCGUCUGAUGAUGACAUGGAAGGAGAUGAGGCAGUUGUGCGCUGCACUCUUUCAGCCAAUCUUGUGGCAUCAGGUGAACUGAUGAGUUCAAAGAAGAAAGACUUGCACCCGCGAGACAUUGAUGCCUUCUGGCUGCAACGGCAGCUCAGCCGCUUCUAUGAUGAUGCCAUCGUAUCUCAGAAAAAAGCUGAUGAAGUCUUGGAAAUCUUAAAGACUGCCAGUGAUGACAGAGAAUGUGAAAACCAGCUGGUCCUGCUCUUAGGCUUUAACACAUUUGAUUUCAUUAAAGUGUUGAGGCAACACAGAAUGAUGAUCCUAUACUGUACACUCCUGGCUAGUGCCCAGAGUGAAGCUGAGAAGGAGAGGAUUAUGGGAAAGAUGGAGUCUGACCCUGAGCUGUCCAAAUUCCUGUAUCAACUGCAUGAGACUGAGAAGGAAGAUUUGAUUCGGGAGGAACGUUCUCGCAGGGAGCGGGUGCGCCAGUCCCGCAUGGACACUGACCUGGAAACCAUGGAUUUGGAUCAAGGAGGGGAGGCUUUGGCCCCUCGGCAAGUUUUAGACCUGGAAGACCUGGUGUUUGCCCAAGGAAGUCAUUUCAUGGCUAACAAACGAUGUCAGCUGCCAGAUGGUUCUUUCAGGAGACAACGCAAAGGCUACGAGGAAGUCCAUGUCCCUGCCUUGAAGCCAAAGCCCUUUGGUUCAGAGGAGCAACUAGUUCCUGUGGAGAAGCUUCCCAAGUAUGCACAAGCUGGGUUUGAGGGGUUCAAAACACUGAAUCGAAUUCAGAGCAAACUCUACCGUGCCGCACUUGAGACGGAUAUGAAUCUGCUCCUAUGUGCCCCUACUGGUGCUGGGAAAACCAAUGUGGCUUUGAUGUGUAUGCUGCGUGAGAUAGGGAAGCAUAUCAACCUGGAUGGAACUAUCAAUGUGGAUGACUUCAAAAUUAUCUACAUUGCACCAAUGAGGUCCUUAGUCCAGGAAAUGGUGGGCAGCUUUGGGAAGCGCUUGGCCACUUAUGGCAUCACUGUGGCUGAGUUGACUGGAGACCACCAGUUGUGUAAGGAAGAAAUAAAUGCCACACAGAUCAUUGUCUGCACCCCAGAGAAAUGGGACAUCAUCACCCGCAAAGGAGGGGAACGCACAUAUACCCAGUUGGUGCGCCUCAUCAUAUUGGAUGAGAUCCAUCUCCUUCAUGAUGACAGGGGCCCUGUUCUGGAGGCUUUGGUGGCCAGAACCAUUCGCAACAUCGAGAUGACCCAGGAAGAUGUGAGGCUUAUUGGCUUGAGCGCCACCUUACCAAACUAUGAGGAUGUGGCUACCUUCCUGAGAGUGGAGCCGGCCAAAGGCUUGUUCUACUUUGAUAACAGCUUCCGCCCGGUGCCCCUGGAACAGACUUAUGUGGGAAUUACUGAAAAGAAAGCCAUCAAGCGCUUUCAGAUCAUGAAUGAGAUAGUGUAUGAAAAAAUCAUGGAGCAUGCUGGGAAGAACCAGGUGCUUGUGUUCGUCCACUCCCGGAAGGAGACUGGGAAAACAGCCCGAGCCAUUAGGGACAUGUGUUUGGAGAAAGACACCCUGGGUCUCUUCCUGCGAGAGGGCUCUGCUUCCACUGAGGUCCUGAGGACAGAAGCUGAGCAGUGCAAGAAUUUGGAACUGAAAGACUUGCUGCCCUACGGCUUUGCCAUUCACCAUGCUGGCAUGACUAGAGUGGACCGAACAUUGGUGGAAGAUCUGUUUGCAGAUAAGCAUAUCCAGGUUCUGGUCUCGACAGCAACCUUGGCGUGGGGUGUUAACCUCCCUGCUCACACUGUCAUCAUCAAGGGGACACAAGUGUACAGCCCAGAGAAGGGCCGCUGGACUGAGCUGGGUGCUCUGGACAUCUUGCAGAUGCUGGGUCGUGCUGGCAGACCUCAGUAUGACACCAAGGGUGAAGGUAUCCUCAUCACAUCUCAUGGAGAGCUGCAGUAUUACCUCUCGUUGCUCAACCAGCAGCUUCCAAUUGAAAGCCAGAUGGUAGCCAAGCUCCCUGACAUGCUGAACGCAGAGGUUGUGUUGGGUAAUGUCCAGAAUGCAAAGGAUGCUGUGAACUGGCUUGGCUAUACUUACUUGUACAUCCGCAUGUUGCGUUCCCCCACCCUGUAUGGGAUAUCCCAUGAUGACCUGAAAGGAGAUCCGUUGCUGGACCAGCGGCGGCUGGACUUGGUGCACACUGCUGCACUGAUGCUGGACAAAAACAACUUAGUCAAGUAUGACAAGAAGACAGGAAAUUUCCAGGUUACUGAGCUGGGUCGCAUUGCUAGCCAUUACUACAUCACCAACGAGACCAUACAAACCUACAACCAGCUGCUCAAGCCCACUUUGAGCGAGAUUGAAUUGUUCCGUGUAUUCUCGCUGUCUUCUGAAUUCAAGAAUAUCACUGUGAGAGAGGAAGAGAAACUGGAGCUACAGAAGUUGCUAGAGAGGGUCCCAAUCCCAGUGAAAGAGAGCAUUGAAGAGCCUAGUGCUAAGAUCAAUGUGCUCCUCCAGGCCUUUAUCUCUCAGUUGAAGCUGGAAGGCUUUGCUCUCAUGGCAGACAUGGUGUAUGUCACUCAGUCUGCCGGACGACUCAUGCGUGCCAUCUUCGAGAUUGUCCUGAAUCGAGGCUGGGCACAGCUCACUGACAAGACUUUGAAUCUCUGCAAGAUGAUUGACAAGAGAAUGUGGCAGUCCAUGUGCCCCCUUCGUCAGUUCAAGAAGCUACCUGAAGAGGUGGUGAAGAAAAUUGAGAAGAAAAACUUCCCCUUUGAGCGACUGUAUGACUUGAAUCACAACGAAAUAGGGGAGCUGAUUCGGAUGCCGAAGAUGGGGAAGACGAUCCACAAAUACGUUCAUCUGUUCCCCAAGCUUGAGCUGUCUGUCCACUUGCAGCCCAUCACCAGAUCUACUCUGAAAGUCGAGCUGACAAUCACUCCUGAUUUUCAGUGGGAUGAAAAGGUCCAUGGUUCAUCAGAGGCCUUCUGGAUUCUGGUAGAGGAUGUGGACAGUGAAGUGAUCCUGCACCAUGAGUAUUUCCUUCUGAAGGCCAAGUAUGCCCAAGAUGAGCACCUCAUCACCUUCUUUGUGCCCGUCUUUGAGCCACUUCCCCCGCAGUACUUCAUCCGGGUCGUCUCGGAUCGCUGGCUCUCCUGUGAGACGCAGCUUCCAGUGUCCUUCCGACAUCUGAUCCUUCCAGAGAAGUAUCCUCCGCCAACUGAGCUGCUGGACUUACAACCUCUGCCUGUUUCCGCUUUGCGAAACAGCGCCUUUGAGAGCCUCUACCAGGACAAGUUUCCCUUCUUCAAUCCCAUCCAGACCCAAGUGUUCAACACUGUCUAUAACAGCGAUGAAAAUGUCUUUGUGGGAGCUCCCACUGGCAGUGGAAAGACCAUCUGUGCAGAGUUUGCCAUACUAAGGAUGCUGCUGCAGAACUCGGAGGGCCGCUGUGUCUACAUCACGCCCAUGGAGGCCCUGGCUGAGCAGAUCUUCCUGGAUUGGUACGAGAAGUUCCAAGAACGUCUUCUCAAGAAAGUCGUCCUGUUGACGGGGGAGACCAGCAUAGACUUGAAGCUGCUGGGCAAAGGCAACAUCAUCAUCAGCACGCCUGAGAAGUGGGACAUCCUCUCCCGGCGCUGGAAGCAGCGCAAGAAUGUGCAGAAUGUCAACCUCUUCAUCGUGGACGAAGUGCACCUCAUUGGUGGCGAGAAUGGGCCUGUCUUGGAAGUGAUCUGCUCUCGGAUGCGCUACAUCUCCUCCCAGAUUGAGCGGCCCAUCCGCAUUGUGGCCUUGAGCUCCUCCCUCUCCAAUGCCAAGGAUGUGGCUCACUGGCUGGGCUGCAGUGCCACUGCCACCUUCAAUUUCCACCCCAACGUGCGCCCUGUGCCCUUGGAGCUGCACAUCCAGGGUUUCAACAUCAGUCAUGCUCAGACCCGCCUGUUGUCCAUGGCCAAGCCAGUUUAUCAUGCCAUCAUGAAACACUCGCCCAAGAAGCCGGUCAUUGUGUUUGUGCCAUCUCGCAAGCAGACCCGCCUUACGGCCAUUGACAUCCUCACAACUUGUGCCUCGGAUGUCCAGAGGCAGAGGUUCCUGCACUGUACAGAGAAGGAUGUGGCUCCAUAUCUGGACAAGCUGAAUGACAGCACCUUGAAGGAGACUCUGGUCAAUGGGGUGGGCUACCUGCACGAGGGGAUGACCUCUAUGGAGCGAAGAGUCGUGGAGCAGCUUUUUUCCUCAGGUGCCAUUCAGGUGGUGGUGGCCUCGCGCAGCCUCUGCUGGGGAAUGAAUAUGGCCGCUCACUUGGUCAUCAUCAUGGACACUCAGUAUUACAAUGGCAAGAUCCAUGCGUAUGUGGAUUACCCUAUAUAUGAUGUGCUGCAGAUGGUGGGUCAUGCCAACCGUCCAUUGCAGGAUGAUGAAGGACGCUGUGUUAUAAUGUGCCAGGGAUCCAAGAAGGACUUCUUCAAGAAGUUCCUGUAUGAACCUCUGCCAGUGGAAUCUCACCUGGAUCAUUGUAUGCACGAUCACUUCAAUGCUGAGAUUGUCACCAAAACCAUUGAGAACAAGCAAGAUGCUGUGGACUAUCUCACCUGGACCUUCCUAUAUCGCCGGAUGACUCAGAAUCCUAACUACUACAAUCUGCAAGGUGUUUCCCACAGGCAUCUCUCUGACCAUCUCUCUGAGUUGGUGGAGCAGACGCUCAGCGACUUGGAGCAGUCCAAGUGCAUCAGCAUCGAGGAUGAGAUGGAUGUGGCACCUCUCAACUUGGGCAUGAUUGCAGCUUAUUACUACAUCAACUAUACCACCAUCGAGCUGUUCAGCAUGUCCCUGAAUGCCAAGACGAAAGUGCGAGGCUUGAUUGAAAUUAUUUCCAAUGCUGCAGAGUAUGAAAACAUUCCCAUCAGGCACCAUGAGGACAAUCUCCUGCGACAGCUUGCCCAGAAAGUGCCUCACAAGCUGAAUAACCCCAAGUUCAACGACCCUCAUGUCAAAACCAACCUCCUGCUGCAGGCCCAUCUCUCACGAAUGCAGCUGAGUGCAGAGCUCCAGUCGGAUACAGAGGAGAUCCUGAGCAAGGCAAUUCGGCUGAUCCAAGCCUGCGUGGACGUCCUCUCCAGCAAUGGCUGGCUGAGCCCUGCUCUGGCCGCCAUGGAGCUGGCCCAGAUGGUCACCCAGGCCAUGUGGUCAAAGGACUCCUACCUGAAGCAGCUACCCCACUUCACCUCAGAGCACAUCAAGCGCUGCACAGAGAAGGGAGUGGAGAGUGUUUUUGACAUCAUGGAAAUGGAGGAUGAGGACCGCAAUGCCCUCCUACAGCUCUCCGAUGCCCAAAUCACUGAUGUGGCCCGCUUCUGUAAUCGCUAUCCCAACAUUGAGCUUUCCUAUGAGGUGGUGGAAAAAGAUGGCAUCCGCAGCGGAGGGCCGGUAGUGGUGCUGGUGCAACUGGAGCGAGAAGAGGAAGUCACUGGGCCAGUGAUCGCACCCCUCUUCCCACAGAAACGUGAAGAGGGCUGGUGGGUUGUGAUCGGUGACUCCAAAUCCAACAGCCUCAUCUCCAUUAAGAGACUCACGCUGCAGCAGAAGGCCAAGGUGAAACUGGACUUUGUGGCACCGGCUACUGGGACUCAUAACUACACCCUGUACUUCAUGAGUGAUGCUUACAUGGGCUGUGACCAGGAGUACAAGUUUAGUGUGGAUGUGAAGGAGGCAGAGACUGACAGCGAUUCAGACUGAGACCAGCCUUUGGUGUACGUCUCUGGCGGACCAUAGACAGAAAUUGAGACCCCUUGGAGCAGGGGCCUCACUGUGUGGCUCCUUAUCAAGACAUUUUCACUGGUGUGGUCUUGACCAUUGGACAGUUCCUGUUUUCCACUCUCCUCCCAAAGACCCUUUUCACCUACAUCUCCAGCCAUUGGUUGGAGAGUCUGUGUUUUUUGUUAGGAAACCUCAAUCAAUUGGAGGAAUUACCUCCAUGUCUUUCCAGCAUCAGAAGAAUCUUCAGUUUUUGGGGUAAAACUCAGCCCUAGAUUUGUGUACAGUAUUUUAAGUAACUGGCUUGUGUUGGUUCUUUUGAAUUGCUACUUGUGUCCAAAAUAAAAUUAUUUAGGGACAGA
Messenger RNA from Sceloporus undulatus (fence lizard), 6906 nucleotides. It is a transcript of the gene SNRNP200, whose product is annotated as small nuclear ribonucleoprotein U5 subunit 200. The transcript has 45 exons. The record is from RefSeq and is a predicted model, not a curated record. Gene Ontology annotation, cellular component: nucleus. The coding region runs from base 116 to 6526 and encodes 2136 amino acids. Lineage: Eukaryota; Metazoa; Chordata; Lepidosauria; Squamata; Phrynosomatidae. Gene Ontology annotation, molecular function: ATP binding; nucleic acid binding.